Messenger RNA from Malus domestica (apple), 6454 nucleotides. Its product is annotated as callose synthase 2. The record is from RefSeq and is a predicted model, not a curated record. Lineage: Eukaryota; Viridiplantae; Streptophyta; Magnoliopsida; Rosales; Rosaceae. Gene Ontology annotation, biological process: (1->3)-beta-D-glucan biosynthetic process. Gene Ontology annotation, cellular component: 1,3-beta-D-glucan synthase complex; plasma membrane. Gene Ontology annotation, molecular function: 1,3-beta-D-glucan synthase activity.
AGAGUCUCUGUCUCUCCGUCUCUCAGUCUCUCUGUCAAGGGUGCCAUGUGUUUCCCUUAAUUUUAUUGUUUUUUGGAGACUUGAACGGAUCUCCAGGAACUGGUAAAGUGUAUACUUGCUUUAAAAAAAAAAGCGCUUUUCUUUCUUCUUUCUUCUUUCUUCGUCCUUCUUGUUCGCUAUGGUCCUCUUCCUCCUGAAACUUCCCAGAAGUUACCCACUUCCUCCUCCCUCAGGACCCUCUCAUCAUAUCAUAUGAUCUUUUGCUUCUGUGGCUCCCCAGACAAUCUCAGUUGCAUCCAAGUAGAAGUAGAAAUUGGAACAAAGAACAAAGUCAGGGUCAGGUACACAAGUUAGUUUGAUUGGUCUUCAGGGCUUAAAGUCUAGAGAUGGCAUAUCGAAGAGGAGGGUUUGAAGGGCAGCCGCAGAGGCGGAUUCUGCGCACCCAGACUGCUGGGAGUUUUGGAGAGCCCAUGCUGGAUAGUGAGGUGGUGCCUUCUUCCCUCGUUGACAUUGCUCCUAUUCUCCGUGUUGCAAACGAAGUUGAGUCCAGGAAUCCAAGAGUUGCCUAUCUAUGUCGGUUCUAUGCCUUUGAGAAAGCUCACAGACUAGAUCCCACAUCUAGUGGACGUGGUGUUCGCCAGUUUAAAACUGCACUUCUUCAGCGUCUAGAAAGGGAAAAUGAAACAACACUGGCAGGAAGGGCAAAGAGUGAUGCUCGGGAAAUGCAGAGUUUUUAUAGAGAUUACUACAAAAAAUACAUUCAAGCUUUGCAGAAUGCUGCUGAUAAAGCAGAUCGGGCACAACUUACAAAAGCAUACCAAACUGCUGCUGUUUUAUUUGAGGUUUUGAAGGCUGUCAAUCAGACGGAGGCUGUUGAAGUAGCUGAGGAGAUUUUGGAAGCUCAUACCAAGGUUGAAGAAAAACAGCAGAUAUAUGUACCUUACAAUAUUCUUCCUCUUGAUCCUGAUAGUCAAAAUCAGGCGAUCAUGAGAUAUCCCGAGAUUCAUGCUACUGUUUCUGCACUCCGUAACACCAGGGGUCUACCAUGGCCGAAGGCCCACAAAAAGAAAGUAGAUGAAGACAUUCUAGACUGGCUUCAGGCCAUGUUUGGCUUUCAGAAAGAUAAUGUGGCAAAUCAAAGGGAACACUUGAUUCUGCUGGUUGCUAAUGUGCACAUACGGCAAUUACCGAAUCCUGAUCAACAACCCAAGUUGGAUGAUCGCGCUUUAACGGAUGUGAUGAAGAAGCUUUUCAAAAAUUACAAAAAGUGGUGUAAAUACCUGGAUCGGAAAAGUAGCCUUUGGCUGCCAACUAUUCAGCAGGAAGUACAGCAACGAAAAUUGCUAUACAUGGGUUUAUAUCUUCUUAUAUGGGGAGAAGCUGCAAAUUUGAGAUUCAUGCCAGAAUGCCUUUGCUAUAUCUAUCAUCAUAUGGCAUUUGAAUUGUAUGGAAUGCUAGCUGGGAGUGUUAGUCCAUUGACAGGUGAGCACAUAAAGCCAGCCUAUGGUGGUGAAGAUGAGGCCUUUUUGUCGAAAGUAGUCACUCCAAUAUAUGAUACAAUAGCAAAGGAGGCUAAAAGGAGCAAAGGAGGAAAAUCAAAGCAUUCUCAAUGGAGAAAUUAUGACGACUUGAAUGAAUAUUUUUGGUCAGUUGAUUGUUUUAAGCUAGGCUGGCCUAUGCGUGCGGAUGCUGAUUUCUUUUGCCAGCCUAUCGACGAUAUUCAAGGUGAUAGAGAUGAGAGAAAGAAACCAUAUACUGGGGACCGAUGGAUUGGCAAAGUAAACUUUGUCGAAAUACGCUCAUUUUUGCACAUUUUCAGAAGUUUUGAUAGGAUGUGGAGCUUUUAUAUAUUGAGUUUACAGGCAAUGAUCAUUGUUGCUUGGAAUGGGUCGGGUGACUUAGGUUCCAUGUUUGAGGGUGAUGUCUUUAAGAAAGUGCUGAGUAUCUUCAUAACUGCUGCGAUAUUGAAGCUUGCACAAGCUGUUCUUGAUUUAAUUUUGAGCUGGAAAGCUAGGCAAAGCAUGUCAGUCUUUGUCAAGUUAAGAUAUGUCUUGAAGGCUGUUUCAGCUGCAGCGUGGGUCAUUGUUUUACCAGUGACUUACGCAUUUAGUUGGAAAGAUCCUACUGGAUUUGCACGGACCAUCAAAACUUGGUUUGGCAAUGGUCCAAGUUCAAAUUCUUUGUUCAUUUUGGCUGUUGUCAUCUACUUAUCUCCAAACAUGCUCUCUGGAUUGUUGUUUAUGUUCCCAUUCAUUCGCCGGUUUCUUGAAAGGUCAAACUUAAAGCUUGUGAUGCUCAUGAUGUGGUGGUCUCAGACCCGGCUUUAUGUUGGAAGGGGAAUGCAUGAAAGCUCAAUUUCUCUUUUCAAGUAUACCCUUUUUUGGGUUCUCCUGCUUGUAUCGAAAUUAGCCUUCAGUUACUACGUAGAGAUUAGGCCUCUUGUAAAACCAACUAAAGAUAUAAUGAGGGCUCGCGUAAAGACCUACCAAUGGCAUGAGUUCUUCCCUCAAGCCAAGAAUAACAUUGGUGUGGUGAUUUCGCUAUGGACUCCCAUUGUUCUUGUCUACUUUAUGGAUACUCAAAUUUGGUAUGCCAUAUUUUCCACAAUAUUCGGAGGUAUAUACGGUGCAUUUCGCCGUCUUGGAGAGAUUCGAACGCUGGGAAUGUUGCGGUCUCGAUUUGAAUCACUGCCAGGUGCUUUUAAUAGUUUUUUGAUUCCAGUGGAAAGGAAUGAGCAGACUAAAAAGAAGGGAAUACUAAAAGCCACUUUCUCUCGCAAGUUUGAUAAGACCCCAUCUAGUAAAGAAAAGGAAGCAGCAAAGUUUGCACAGAUGUGGAACGAAAUAAUUAGCAGUUUCAGAGAAGAGGAUCUGAUUAGUGAUAGGGAAAUGAACUUGUUGCUCGUUCCAUAUGGGGCUGACCCAGAUUUAGUAGACCUAAUCCAGUGGCCUCCUUUUCUGCUUGCUAGCAAGAUCCCGAUAGCACUGGACAUGGCAAAAGACAGCAAAGAUAAAGACCGUGAGCUGAAAAAGAGAAUGAGUACUGACAAUUAUAUGCGCUGUGCUAUUCACGAAUGCUAUCUCUCGUUUAGAAGUAUUAUUAACUUUUUGGUCCUUGGAGAUCGUGAAAAGAAGGAUAUAAAUGAAAUCUUCGCCAUAGUUGACGAUCAUAUUGAAAAGGGAAACCUGACAACAGAGUUCAAUAUGAGUGCUCUUCCAAGUCUCCAUGAACAAUUUGUCAAGUUAAUUGAAUAUCUGAUGGAAAACAAAAAGGAGGACAAGGACCAGGUUGUAAUUGUCUUGCUCAACAUGUUAGAGGUUGUGACAAGAGACAUAAUGGAGGAUGAAAGUCCCAACUUGCUAGAGUCGAGUGAUGGAUUACAUGGAAAAGAUGAGGGAAUGACACCCCUUGAUCAACGGGAUACAUAUUUUGGUGCACUGAGGUUCCCAGUCCCAGUGACUGCAAAAACAGGAGCUUGGAAAGAAAAGAUCAGAAGGCUACAUCUAUUACUUACAGAGAAAGAGUCUGCUAUGGAUGUCCCAUCCAACUUGGAAGCAAGAAGGCGCAUUUCUUUCUUCUCCAACUCGUUGUUUAUGGACAUGCCUCCUGCACCCAAAGUUCGAAAUAUGCUUUCCUUCUCGGUUUUGACACCAUACUAUUCAGAAGACGUUCUUUUCUCCAAAAAACAUCUGGAAUGGCAGAACGAAGAUGGUGUCUCUAUCCUUUUCUACUUGCAGAAGAUCUUUCCAGAUGAAUGGACUAACUUUCUUGAGCGGGUCAAGUGUGAAAAUGAAGAAGAACUCACAGAAAACGAUGAAUUGGAAGAGAAACUCCGUCUAUGGGCAUCCUAUCGAGGCCAAACAUUGACCAAAACUGUACGGGGUAUGAUGUAUUACCGCAAAGCUUUGGAACUUCAGGCCUUCCUUGAUAUGGCAAAAGAUGAAGAGCUAAUGGAAGGCUAUAAGGCUGCUGAAUCAACUAUUGAGGAACACUCAAAAGCAGAAAGGUCACUUUUGGCACAAUGUCAGGCAGUGGUUGAUAUGAAAUUCUCAUAUGUUGUGUCAUGCCAACAAUAUGGAAUUCACAAGCGAUCUGGAGAUGCUCGUUCCAAGGACAUUUUGAAACUUAUGGCAACUUAUCCAUCUCUUCGAGUAGCUUACAUUGAUGAGGUAGAGAAAACUAGUGAAGAUAAAUCCAAAAAGAAUGUUUGGAAGGUCUACUAUUCGGCUCUUGUAAAGGCGGCUCCUCCAACUAAGUCAGUUGAUUCUUCUGAUCCAGUUCAAAGGUUGGACCAGGAUAUUUAUCGGAUAAAGCUUCCUGGACCUGCAAUAUUGGGAGGGGGAAAGCCAGAAAAUCAAAACCACGCCAUCAUUUUCACACGUGGGGAAGGCUUGCAAACCAUAGAUAUGAACCAGGAUAAUUACUUAGAAGAAGCAUUCAAAAUGAGGAACCUACUGCAAGAAUUUCUUGUGAAGCAUGAUGGUGUUAGAUUUCCGACAAUACUUGGACUUAGGGAGCAUAUUUUCACUGGCAGUGUUUCAUCUCUUGCAUGGUUUAUGUCAAAUCAAGAGACUUGUUUUGUAACUAUUGGGCAGAGAUUGCUUGCUAACCCUCUGAGAGUUCGAUUCCACUAUGGUCACCCAGAUGUAUUUGAUCGACUGUUUCAUCUGACUAGAGGAGGUGUCAGCAAAGCUUCCCAAGUCAUCAACUUAAGCGAGGACAUAUUUGCAGGUUUCAAUUCUACAUUACGCGAAGGUAGUGUCACUCAUCAUGAAUAUAUACAAGUAGGUAAGGGACGAGAUGUUGGCCUCAACCAGAUCUCAAUUUUUGAGGCAAAAAUAGCUAAUGGGAAUGGCGAACAGACACUGAGUCGUGACAUCUAUAGGCUUGGACAUCGAUUUGAUUUCUUUAGAAUGUUAUCCUGCUAUGUCACCACAAUUGGUUUCUAUUUCAGCACUUUAUUGACUGUGCUUACGGUCUAUGUGUUUCUCUACGGUCGCCUUUAUCUUGUUGUCAGCGGACUUGAAAAAGGGCUGAGCACUCAGCGAGGCAUUCGAAACAAUAAGCCUCUUCAAGUAGCUCUUGCUUCUCAGUCUGUUGUGCAAAUUGGAUUUUUGAUGGCCUUGCCUAUGGUUAUGGAAAUUGGUUUGGAAAAGGGGUUCCGCACUGCACUUAGCGAUUUUGUAUUGAUGCAAUUACAAUUGGCCCCGGUGUUUUUCACAUUUUCUCUUGGUACAAAGACCCACUAUUAUGGAAAGACUUUGCUUCAUGGAGGUGCAGAAUACAGAGGAACGGGUCGUAGCUUUGUAGUGUUCCAUGCCAAAUUUGCUGAUAACUAUAGACUCUACUCUAGAAGUCACUUUGUCAAGGGCAUUGAGUUACUGAUUCUGCUUGUUGUGUACCACCUAUUUGGUCGUUCAUAUAAAAGUGGAGUUGUAUAUAUCCUCAUUACAAUACAGAUAUGGUUCAUGGUUGGAACAUGGCUUUUUGCUCCUUUCCUCUUCAAUCCAUCUGGGUUUGAGUGGCAAAAGAUCGUCGAUGACUGGACAGAUUGGAAAAAGUGGAUAAACAAUCAUGGAGGGAUCGGUGUAUCACCUGAAAAAAGUUGGGAAUCCUGGUGGGAAAAAGAACAUGAGCAUCUUCUUUACUCUGGGGUGCGUGGUAUCGUUGCUGAGAUAUUAUUAGCAUUGCGCUUUUUCAUUUACCAGUAUGGGCUUGUUUAUCACCUUAACAUCACAAACAACAAAAGUUUCCUGGUAUAUGGUGUUUCGUGGCUUGUUAUCAUUUUGAUUUUGUGUCUGAUGAAGGCUGUGUCUGCUGGAAGGCGACGAUUAAGUGCAGAUUAUCAGCUUUUGUUUCGACUGGUUAAGGGAUUUAUAUUUAUUACAUUUUUAGCUAUAUUCGUUACCUUGAUAGUGCUCCCUCAUAUGACGCUUCGGGAUGUCGUAGUGUGCAUUCUUGCCUUCAUGCCAACUGGUUGGGGAUUGCUUUUGAUUGCGCAAGCUUGUAAGCCGGUAAUUAAACGAGCAGGGUUUUGGGGAUCAGUUGAAACACUUGCUCGUGGUUAUGAAAUAAUCAUGGGGUUGCUUCUUUUUACCCCGGUUGCAUUCUUGGCUUGGUUUCCGUUUGUUUCCGAAUUCCAGACGCGAAUGCUUUUCAACCAAGCAUUCAGUAGAGGUUUACAGAUCUCGCGUAUUCUUGGAGGACAAAGGAAGGGCCCUCACUCCUCCAACAAUAAUGAAUAGUCGAUCCUGAUUCCCAAGGGAUGGCCUUAUUUAUCUCUCAAUGUAAAUAGCACCAUUGCUUGCUCAAAUGGAUGGCUCUCUUUAUAAUUUUGUUUUCUUGGAAACAUUAGAAUAUAUGUAAUUGAAAAACACAGGUAAAUGUAUAUUAUUAAGGUUUGAAGCUUGACAAUGUUUAUUUGUAAUAGAAAAAGAAAUCAUUUGAUAAAAUA